Molecule: messenger RNA, 2160 nt
Organism: Glarea lozoyensis ATCC 20868
Lineage: Eukaryota; Fungi; Ascomycota; Leotiomycetes; Helotiales; Helotiaceae
Product: Vacuolar fusion protein mon-1
Exons: 3
Coding region: 1-2160 (719 amino acids)
Biological process (GO): protein targeting to vacuole; vesicle-mediated transport
Cellular component (GO): fungal-type vacuole membrane; Mon1-Ccz1 complex
Source: RefSeq, a predicted model, not a curated record
AUGGGUCGCACUUCGGGCCAAGGAAGUCUUUCUCCUGAUGCACACGCACAACACAAUACUGGUAUUCAGCCUGCGGAGACCGCGAACCAGGAGAAUGGAGCUUCAGCCAUGAGCCUCGACAAUCAGAAAGACGGUGCCUCGAACCGGUCGCAAGAUGAUACGGAAGACGACAAGCAGGAUGGGAAAAUUCAGGUUGGCGAUGGCCCCAAGGAACGGGAUUCACAAAAAGACCAGCUGGAAACUGGGAUAGAAAGACCACAAGACAAGCAGGAGGCGAGAAUGGACGAAGCGGGACCGGAGACGCAAAAUGUAGAUAUCGAAGAAGGAACAGAGACGCAAGACUCUGGUCUGGAAGAAAGGCCUCCUCUUCCUCCAAGACCGUCCCUACUCCAGAAUGCGGAACAACCGUUUGCUACCCAUUCGACUUCCAAGCGGCCUGGACUAGCCUCGAAACCCACAACGGCAUUGUCGUCCGUAGACAUACAAACACUUUCGUUCCCAGACGGUUCGCGAGGGACAUUCUCGACGCCCGCUCAUCGAACCGUGUCAGAUUCCUUAUCAGUGUCAGGAUUGUCAACCGGACAAAGUACACCCCAUCGAAAGGUCAGUCAAAAUGGAAGCGAAUUUGACGACAACACAAGUUUGAGGAGUUAUGCUCCAACGUUAAGGGCCAACGGAGAUUUAGCAAGUCUGUUAGACGAGGGAUUAAAUAGUCAGAGCCCAGCCUGGAAGCUUCUUAGCACUCAAUCGGAGAGUGUUAACCCUUUUGAAUCUGUCGACUAUGAGAAUAUCUCACUCAUCAACUUUGGCCAAGAGUUCGACCAGAUCGAGGCGGUAGGUGCACAGGAAGGCAAUGAAGAGGAGGUCUUGUCACAGUGGAAAGCAAAACUCAAGCACUAUCUGAUACUCUCCUCUGCCGGUAAACCUAUUUAUAGCAGACAUGGCGACCAGAAUUUAAUCAAUGGGUAUAUUGGCAUUAUUCAGACCAUAAUUUCGUUCUACGAAGAAGCAAAGGAUCCACUAUUGGGCUUUACGGCCGGCGGUACGAGGUUUGUGAUAUCGACAGACGGGCCCCUCUAUUUCGUUGCGAUUAGCCGACUUGGUGAGAGUGACUCGCAACUCCGAACCCAACUCGAAGCAUUGUAUAUGCAGAUUCUGUCAACCUUAACAUUGCCAACUCUAACUCAGCUAUUCAAAAAUCGCCCAAACACGGACUUGAGUAGGCCACUCGAAGGCACAGAGACUUUGUUGUCCUCUUUAGCUGAUACUUUUACGAAGGGCUCAGCUUCAGCCCUUCUCUCCGCGCUCGAGUGUCUGAAAAUCCGUAAAUCGCAAAGGCACUUGAUCAACAACACACUUUUGAAAACCCGAACCGAUAAACUUCUUUACGGGUUGAUUGUCGCAGGCGGUCGACUAGUGAGCGUGGUAAGACCGAAGAGGCAUUCCCUUCAUCCCAGCGACCUGCAGUUAAUCUUUAACAUGCUCUUCGAGGCUGGCAGUGUCAAAGCUGGAGGCGGCGAGAAUUGGAUUCCAGUGUGCCUUCCAGGCUUCAACAACAAGGGCUACCUGUACAUGUAUGUAAGCUUUAUCAACGCUCACGACGAUGUUAACACAUCCGGCGAGCGACCUUCGACAGCUAGUCGAGGCCGGGAAGAUGAAAUUGCUAUUCUGCUGAUCAGCGCCGACAAGGAAAGCUUUUUCGAAUUGAAGCAAAUGCGCGACGACGUUGUGGAGCAGCUUGAACAGAACGGAAGUAUGAGUCUCAUCAAAGCAGCCGUUCGUCAGGGCCGUCCUAAGGCAUCAGAAAUCGUACCAGGAACGAUACUACGACAUUUCCUAUACAAGUCACGUUCGAAUGUACAAUUUAUGAUGCCAUCUUUCUCGCCACACUUUGAGACUCUUAUUGCUAAGCGAAGACUCAUGAGUCUUUACCAUAAUCUCCACGCAUCUACACAUGCCAAGCACUCCCACGUUAAGGUUCUCCAUUGCGUUUCUCGUGACUCCGUCUCUCUAGCCUGGACGACCCCUCUGUUCGAAUUCUACUGUGUGGCCGGUCCAAAUGCCUCCCGGGCGGCUCUCGCUCAAGGUGCAAAUCAAGUGAUUCAAUGGGUUAAGCGGGAGGAGGAGCGCGUGUUUAUAAUUGGCGGCGCUGUCUUUUAA